GAAUCUCGCAGUGCAGAGGCCGCCGGAGCUGGGGCCGCCCGUCCCUGCAUCGCUCCGCGGAGCCAUGUGGGGCUUUUGAUUUUUUUUUUUUUUUCUUCCCCGUUCCUUUCUUUCGGCUGAUUUAUUUCCUCCCCCCCCCUUUUUUUUUUCUUUUCCUCUCUUCCCUUCUUUUUUUUUUUUUUUUUUCUUUUUCUCUUUUUUUUUUUAAACUCUUCUUCCAGGGAGAGGAUAGUGGUUAAAGCUCGAGCUGGAUGGAUGGGUAUGGGGAGAGGGGCAGGAUCCACAGCCCUGGGACUUUUCCAAAUCCUCCCUGUCUUUCUCUGCAUCUUCCCUUCAGUGACGUCUCCAUGCAAGAUCCUCAAGUGCAACUCUGAGUUCUGGGCGGCCACGUCGGGCUCCCACCACCUGGGCGCAGAGGAGGCCCCCGAGUUCUGCACGGCGCUGCGCGCCUACGCGCACUGCACCCGCCGCACCGCCCGCACCUGCAGGGGCGACCUGGCCUACCACUCGGCCGUGCAUGGCAUAGACGAUCUCAUGGUGCAGCACAACUGCUCCAAGGAUGGCCCCACGUCCCAACCCCGCCUCCGGACAUUGCCCCCCGGGGACAGCCAGGAGCGCUCCGACAGCCCCGAAAUCUGCCACUACGAGAAGAGCUUUCACAAGCACUCGGCCACCCCCAACUAUACUCACUGCGGGCUCUUCGGGGACCCCCACCUCAGGACUUUCACGGACACCUUCCAGACCUGCAAGGUGCAAGGGGCCUGGCCGCUCAUAGACAAUAACUACCUGAACGUCCAGGUCACCAACACGCCGGUGCUGCCUGGCUCCUCGGCCACCGCCACCAGCAAGCUCACCAUCAUUUUCAAGAGCUUCCAGGAGUGCGUGGACCAGAAAGUGUACCAGGCGGAGAUGGACGAGCUCCCCGCUGCCUUUGCUGAUGGCUCUAAGAACGGUGGGGACAAGCACGGAGCCAACAGCCUGAAGAUCACCGAGAAGGUGUCGGGGCAGCACAUCGAGAUCCAGGCAAAGUACAUCGGCACCACCAUCGUGGUGAGGCAGGUGGGCCGCUACCUCACCUUUGCCGUGCGCAUGCCAGAGGAGGUGGUCAACGCCGUGGAGGACCGGGACAGUCAGGGCCUCUACCUGUGCCUCCGCGGUUGUCCGCUCAACCAACAGAUUGACUUCCAGACCUUCCGCUCGGCUCAGGCCGCCGAGGGCCGCACUCGCAGGAAGGGGCCCAGCCUGCAGGCCCCCCCCGAGGCUUUCACGUACGAAUCGGCCACAGCCAAGUGCAGGGAAAAGCUGCCCGUAGAGGACCUCUACUUCCAGUCCUGCGUCUUCGACCUCCUGACCACAGGGGACGUCAACUUCAUGCUGGCUGCUUAUUACGCCUUUGAGGACGUGAAGAUGCUUCACUCCAACAAAGACAAAUUGCACCUCUAUGAAAGGACACGGGACCUAGCCCCGGGCAACGCGGCUCCCUCGGGGCUCCCCCGGGCCCCUCCUGCCCUCUGGGUUGCACUGCUGUGUUUGAGUCAGUGUUGGCUGGGUUUGUUAUAGAGGUUUGCUCCCUCGCACUGUGGGGAAAGGGGAGCAGGAGGGGAUGAGGGACAAGACAGCAGCGCCGGAUGAGGAGAGGUUGGAAAGGGGAUCCGGUGAGGAGCGAGAGGAUCGUCCUCAGAUCUCAGCCCCUCUCUCCAGCAGCUGGUCCUCCCCAGCUCUUGUUCUUGGAGGAACGUGAUGCUCCCAGGACCAGUUGGGAGAUUUUGCUGGACUGCACCUCGAGUGGUCCUUCCUCACCUCCCAUCAUCCUCAUCCUCCUCCUCCCCGUAGUGUGGGUGCUGGGGGUCCCCCACCUUGCACAGCACCCCUAUGGUCCCGAGAAUGCUCGUGGUGACUGUGAUGUUGGCAUGUGUGAACGUGGCUUUGUGUUAGGGAGCCGUGAGCAUGACGGGGCUGGGCUCCGUUUUUUGGGCUGUGCAUAUUCACACAGCCCCAUCGCUGCAGGAGGCGAUGCAAAGCAGCAGGUAGGGGCUGAAACAGUGGGGCUGGCCACAGAGAGGAACGAGGCACCUUCUGGGUGGAAGGAGGACAUGUUCCUCAAGCUUCGGCUUGUGUUCUCUGUGGUUCAAAGGGCAUCUCCAAUUUUAGCCACUUCUUUCAGCUGAUUCACUCCAUAGUUCUAUUUCUGGCUCCCUUGUCUCUGCCCAGACCCACUGAGGACUCUUGAUUGCGACAGGAGAAACCUGGCCAGUAUUCAAGUGAUUUCUUAACUUCUGCCUGGCGACGGACGAGCUCCUUGCGCCACUUACUCCCCUAAAACUGGCAGUGGGGAGGCUGCUCAGUGGGAGACCCCCUCUGUACCCCCUCAAGCCCCACAACCCCUUGCCUGCCCACGGAUCAGCCAGGUCCUGGAGCAGGACUGUCCCUCUCUGUUUGUUUGCUGCUAGGUCUCUGCUUUGCUCCUCAUCCUGGGGCCGUGACUCGCAACCCCAUUGCAGACCCGUUGCACCUUAAGCCCUUCUGGGCUUGACUCUGGAAUGGGGCAAUGUUAGAAAUCCAGCCAGGAGAUAGGAUGCAGCAGAGGCCCCCCCCCCCCCCACCCCCCGACAACCCCCACAUAUCUGUUCCCUGCCUCAAAAUCAUUGAUAAUCUCCCUUCCCUACCAUGUUGUGCUGCCCAACCUCUUCCUCUCCGUGUUCCUCUGUGGUUCACCUCAUUGCUCACUGAACAAACAGCGAGACCACCUUUGGUCUGCAUCUUGGAGACCUCUUUAUGGAUUUCCCCUCCUUUCCUCAGGGGGACUUUCCCAGAACUCAACCCCAAAACAUGUGUCACCCUUGGGGGAACCUCCUGCUCAAGGGAGGUCUCUGGGCAUGAUAAGACAAGCUAGCACCAAAAGAGGUGGGAAUAGGCUACAUUUGGCAGUCUGAACUGGUGCCAAGAGGCAGCCUGGUGUAAAUACUCAAUGUGACUAUUCAUUGUGUCCUAACAGCUCUAGAGCUCCAUUUGUAAAGCAGCAGAGAAAUGCAAAAUUGUGUCAAUGGAUGUAAUUUAUAUUGUCUCUUUAAUAUAUAGAGCCCUGGCAUUGAUCUCGUGUGACUGUACAGAUGAAGAGAUGUAAUUGGUUUUUAAGUGUUUAAGGAAAGAAAAGAAACAAACAUACAAACAAAACAAACAAAAAAAAUAUGUGUUUACUACUUUGCUCCUUGCUUUGUUUGCUGGUGCCCCAGGUAUUCUGUUUAGGCAGAUUUUAAAAUAAGGAUAUCACAGUUUGGCAGCACUGAGGAGACCAACCACUGGACCGCGGCAUGGGACAGCUUGGCUUCCCAAUGCACUAAUUGCUCAGCCAGGCUGAUUUGGACUUCUUGUUUCCCAUAUUAAAGAAAGAUCCAAAUAUUUGUCUGUAGAAAAUCAAAGCCCAAGUUUUGAAAGCCAAAAUUUCUCACUGGCUAUGGGGAAACAUUUGUUUCUUGCCAUAUUACCCCAUAGAUAACAGCGACUGUGCAAAGCAUCCCCUCUGAAGACAUGCUGCUUUGCAAAAGUGGUCUCAGCUGGCCAAGCCACAGCAUGCCAACAAGGCCAUCCUUCCCAUAAGACCUUCCUUUCCUAUAAAGCAAUCACACUCUUACACAUUUGCUGUGGCUCAGGAGUAAUUUAAAGCCAAGGAAAUUAUAUUUGAUUACCAUGUGGCUCAGUCCCACUGCCAGGUGAGUGCUCCAGUGGUGGUCAGCUGUCCUAGGGUGGUUGGGGUAUCCCUAUUUUAGAAGCAAACAGUGAAGCACUUUAUUUUGGUUGUGUUUGACCCAGUUCUGGUUAAAGGUGAAGUGUGGCCAAGAAAGACCCGAUACUUGGAAACAAAAGAAAUACAUAGGUAAAGGGAGGACAUUAUGAGAAUGUCCCCCACCUCCUCCCUGCGUUCAGACCCACGGGAGUGUCACCACGUGUAUAUACUGUAAAUUAUUUAUUGAGAGAAAUGCAAGUAAAGUUUGAGGUUUUUUUGACAAUAAAUUAGUGGGUCUCGUUUUG
Messenger RNA from Cygnus atratus (black swan), 4029 nucleotides. It is a transcript of the gene RGMA, whose product is annotated as repulsive guidance molecule BMP co-receptor a. Gene Ontology annotation, cellular component: plasma membrane. Bases 256 to 1560 code for a protein of 434 amino acids. Gene Ontology annotation, molecular function: coreceptor activity. NCBI's taxonomy places the organism in Eukaryota, Metazoa, Chordata, Aves, Anseriformes, Anatidae. Gene Ontology annotation, biological process: BMP signaling pathway. The record is from RefSeq and is a predicted model, not a curated record. The transcript has 3 exons.